Messenger RNA from Erigeron canadensis, 549 nucleotides. Its product is annotated as putative B3 domain-containing protein At3g24850. NCBI's taxonomy places the organism in Eukaryota, Viridiplantae, Streptophyta, Magnoliopsida, Asterales, Asteraceae. Gene Ontology annotation, molecular function: DNA binding. The coding region runs from base 1 to 549 and encodes 182 amino acids. The record is from RefSeq and is a predicted model, not a curated record. The transcript has a single exon.
AUGAUUCCCAAGAAACCGAAUCGUAAUCAUCCACAUUUUGAAGACAAAAAGAAAGGAGAAGCUUAUUAUAUGAAGAAGAUUGAGAAACUUGCAAACGGAAAGUUGGAAUUAUUCAAAGUGUUUCUGAAUUUAGAGAAGUUCAUAAGUGAUGAGUUGAACGGUUCGAAAUUAAAGUUGGUGAUACAGGGAUACUUGACUGCUAAUGACUUGAAAAGGUUAUACAUGCCUUUUAAGAUGGUAAAGAAUCACGAUUUUUUGACGGCGGUUGAAAAACAGAUUGUUAAUAAGCCUAAAGUGAAUCAAGAUUGUCCAAACAUGGGUUUCACGGUUCCGGUAUUGGGCCCAAAGUUGGAGUUGUAUGAGAAAACUAUUGAUUUGAAAACCAUUUGGGAUACCCCCAAAACCCCGAAUUAUGUGCUGACAACAAACUGGUGCAACUUUGUGAAAGAAAAUGAAAGCAUUUUCAAGGAAGGAGCAGAGAUUCUAGUGUGUUCGUUUCGUAUGGAGGGUAAGUUGUGUUUUGCUGUUACAAGUAUGGGGUCCUAUUGA